UUCUCGUAUUACCCAUACUACGGAGGGAGCAGGCGGGCCUACCACAAAUGCAAGGCAUCUAAAUUUAGUGUGCUGCUGAGUGGUGAGGGGAGGAAACUGGUCGCAGGAAUGUCAUGGCGAGCAAACCGAGAUAAUAGCUGGACCAUCGUAUCAUGAAAACAGGCAAGAGAACUGCUUACGCAACGGAGGUGUGUCUAAAUAGUAAUUACUUUCAUUGAAAAGAUUUUUUUCAUUGAGACCUACCCAACUCAAGCCAAACGUCUGCUCAGUUCGGUUGAAGAACGCGCGUGAACGUGUCGUCUGCUACUCCACUGUCGUCUGCUUUCUGUACUGUCGUCUGUUAGCCAUUACUGUAAAUACCCGAGAUUGGACUGAAACAACAGGAAAAUGAAUAUAUACAACUGUGUAUUUUCCUGUGUGUGUUUUCUGGUGACAAUAUGUGUUGCCUUGGGUCGACGACGGGGGCCACGCUUUAGGAGCGGCGACGUUCGUCUUGUCGGGGGCAACGAAAGUAAUGAAGGGACAGUACUCGUUUAUCACAGACAUUCUUGGGGCGCCAUCUGUGACAAAGAAUGGGACUUCAAGGAUGCUGAUGUCGUCUGCAAAGAGCUCGGGUUCUUGGAGGCACACAAGGCUACAUAUGGCAGUCAGUUCGGAAAAGGCUCAAACAGAAAAUGGAUGUCAAAUGUGAGAUGCAGCGGAUACGAAGACAAACUGAAAUACUGCAUGUUCCUGGGGUGGGGGCGCAUGCGCCGUGGCUGCUAUGGGAGCAGACAUUCAGCUGGCGUCGUAUGUCGUCCACAUCCAACGACCCCAGUGUCCACGACAACAACUACUCGAGCCACGACAACAACAUUGAAGAAGAUUAUCACGCCGAAAAAAAAUCAGGCUCAUAAAAAACACAUACAGUAUUUAAUUGACAGAGACAAUCGCCUACUACAAAAGUCACAACUUCAGGGAGAUGCGCCGGCCGUAUCGACCAACUCCUCCGAACCGGGACUGCUCAUGCGCAUGGUCGGUGGCAGAUACGACUGGGAAGGUCGCAUAGAGGUCAAGGAGGAGCACAGCGAAUGGGGUGCCAUCUGUGGGGAGAAGUGGUCAAUCAAAGAGGCCAUGGUAGCGUGCAGGGAGAUCGGUCAGACGUACGGCAAGCAAGCUCUGCAGGUGAACUAUUUCGGCGGGGAGAACCUGGAUAAACACUACUAUCAGAUCAAGUGUAAGGGACGGGAGAUGCGGCUGGACCAGUGUGAGAAGAUUCGGACAGACGUCGGGGUCACAUGUUCCAAACCCAAUCUUGUUGCUGGCAUCGUGUGCACUCACCGUCUCCCCGACCUCAUCCCUGACCUUGAGAUCCUGGAGGAAUCUGUGAGACUGGCAGACCGGCCCCUAUACUACCUGCAGUGUGCCAUGGAGGAGAACUGUCUGGCGGCCUCCGCCGCAGUGAUCCGAAACACAAGCAAAAACUGGCACGCUCACAACAGACGUCUGCUGCGGUUCUCAACAGUCGUCCACAACGAGGGUCUCGAGGACUUCCGCCCAUACAGAGCCAAGUCGGCGUGGGAGUGGCAUGAAUGUCACAUGCAUUAUCACAGUAUGGAGGUUUUUGCGCACUACGACGUAAUCGACGAGCACGGCAACAGGCUAGCGGAAGGUCAGAAGGCCAGCUUCUGCCUGGAGGACUCGGCUUGUCAGGAUGGAGUGGUGCCCAAGUUCGACUGUGUGGGCUUCCGAGACCAAGGAUUGUCCGUCAACUGCUCCGACAACUACAUGUACGACAUCGACUGUCAGUGGAUCGACAUCACCGGCAUCAAACCCGGACAGUACAGGUUCCAGAUGGAGGUGAACCCAACCCUGAUGGUGGCUGAAUCGGACUUUGACAACAACGUUGCGUCGUGCGAACUCUGGUACUCCGGCUACAACGCCAGAAUAUUCAACUGCGAGUUCCAAAGUUUACUUUCAGACUGAUUACGUCACUUCCGCUCAUGCGCACUGUGAUUCUGGAAUCUUCCGGCGACAGCGUUUGUAGACGAAUUACUUUAGGUAUAUCCGGUUCAGGUAGAUGUCGUUUAUUGAUUAAAUCCAUUGUAUUUGUUUCACGUGUAUCAUUUUGUGUCGAUGUAUACCUGCAAUUGAAAAGGAUUAGAAUGAUUUUGUUAAACUAAUCAUGGAAAAUUUAGUUACUGACGUGUACAAAGUAUGUAUGUUAAUCAUCCACUGAAUAGACUAUACCGCAGACUGGCAUUAAAUGCUGGUUUGUGUACGUAUGCAUUGUAUGAAUAUACUCAGCGAAGUAAAUAACGAAUCGCUUUCUUCUUCAUUCAAUUAUGGAAUAUACUUAACUGAACGAAACAAAUAUGCUUACAUUAUAUGAGAACAUUAACGAUAUGGCAAGGACCACGUUUGACCUAAGAGAAUUGACAUAUUAAAAUGUUACGAAGCAAAACAAAACGUGACGUGUUAAUAUUAUGGACUCUAAAUUUUCUAAAUAACAUUUUUUUGACCAGUUGCACCAACACCAGUGUACUUGUGUAAAUGUAUAAGAGAUUUAGAGAUUUUAGAAGUCAUUGAUGAAAGCAACGACAUUGCACAAGUGACAAUUUCAUUUAGGGGCAAGAGCUUGCUCGAGUCAAGUUAAAUACAUCGAUAUUUUUAAACACACUAUUAUACAUUCAUACUUGUUUUAUAAGUCCAAAUGUUACAAGUAUUUAAAGAAAGGUAUUUUAUCAUAUAAUGGAUAGCGUUAUAACGAUCCGAUAUCUAUGCAAAUUAGUCACCUGGAAGGAACUACUUUUUUGCUUCAGACGUCGAUGUAGUAUCUGCGUCAUCAGUAUGUUAUUGACCGACGUUCCAAAUACACUUAAACCAAACCUGGCUGCAAAUCAUUUGGUACUGUACGAUAAUCGGGGCAAACAUUGUAUUCAUACGCGGUGACCAAAGUUACUUGAUUGACUGAAAAUACGUCUAAAACAUCGAUUAUUUUAAGAACGACCCUAUAUGAUUAUUUCUGACACUCAUAUGUUUAUACACGGAAACACCCGGCUAAUACUCUCUAUUCAUCACAAUGUUUUAAAGUUUUCCACAUUUGUCAAUUAAAGUGGGUAAAAAGGCUUUAUGGUUACAACCCGGGUCGUCUAGAAGAAAAAAAUGUCUUUUUGUUUCAAUUUCGUGCAUCCCUGUUCACAGUAAAAUGGGUUGAUCCACAUGCUUACUUUGUCUAACCAGCAAUGUCAUUCAUCCCUGACUAUACCUGGGUUUGUCCAAUUGCUACUGUUUACCUAUUUUUCAAAAAUUAGACGAAGCGGGUUGAUACCUUCACAAUACCAAGCCCAUUAAUAAUUUUCAGUUCAUCGUUAUGCAAUUCAUACCAAAGAUGUUGUUCUUCACAUAAGCCAUGGAUCGGUUGUAUUUUAGUCCAAAUAAAAGUGAAUGUUCAAAGUCA
Messenger RNA from Haliotis rufescens (red abalone), 3439 nucleotides. RefSeq names its product lysyl oxidase homolog 2-like. Gene Ontology annotation, molecular function: copper ion binding; protein-lysine 6-oxidase activity. The record is from RefSeq and is a predicted model, not a curated record. Gene Ontology annotation, biological process: peptidyl-lysine oxidation. Gene Ontology annotation, cellular component: membrane. The transcript is spliced from 9 exons. Lineage: Eukaryota; Metazoa; Mollusca; Gastropoda; Lepetellida; Haliotidae. The coding region runs from base 388 to 1965 and encodes 525 amino acids.